Dioscorea cayenensis subsp. rotundata (Guinea yam) is the source of this 3940-nucleotide messenger RNA. Its product is annotated as auxin response factor 11-like. Gene Ontology annotation, cellular component: nucleus. The transcript has 14 exons. The record is from RefSeq and is a predicted model, not a curated record. Gene Ontology annotation, biological process: regulation of DNA-templated transcription; response to hormone. Lineage: Eukaryota; Viridiplantae; Streptophyta; Magnoliopsida; Dioscoreales; Dioscoreaceae. Bases 513 to 3545 code for a protein of 1010 amino acids. Gene Ontology annotation, molecular function: protein binding; DNA binding.
GUUGCUCUGCUUUCGUGUAGUUCCCGUCUUUCCAAUCCCCUGCUCACUCGCAGCCUUUAGCUGCCACAAAGUCCAUUAAAAAAGCAUCCGAAUUUGGUGAAAAUCCAUUGCUUUCUUUGGGAGAAGUGAGAGAGAGAGAGAGAGAGGCAUCAUGGCUUCUAUAUGAAAGGUCGGCAUCUUUGAGAGAGAGGAAAAAGUUUAGGAUAAAGGAGAAGAGGAGGAGGAGGAGGUUUGAUCACUCUUGUUGCAGUCCCCACUGAUCGGCGUGCUCGGGAGCUGUGAAAAAAUUUGAGCUUUUUUAAGCUGAAGGUCACUAUGAUCACGGUUCUUUCUGGUUGGAAUCGUGUUGGGUUUCUGGAGAGAAUUUAGGCGGAUUGGGGUUAUCUUUUGAGAAAGGGCAAAGUUUGAAUGAUAAAGAUGGGAUUUUUAUAUGCCACUGAGGAGGUGUUUCUAAGUUCAGUUGUGGUUGAUGGUUGAUGGUUGGUUUUGAAUGAUAAGCUGUUGAAUUAGAGAUGUCUUCUGUUCAAGAGCCAGUGAAACCAUCAGGGACACUGCUAGAGGAGAUGAAGCUUUUGGGAGAGGCUCAGAACAAGCAAGGUGUUAAGAAGGCCAUAAACUCUGAGCUAUGGCAUGCAUGCGCAGGGCCUCUUGUUUCGUUGCCUAAGCCUGGAAGCCUCGUGUAUUACUUCCCUCAAGGACACAGUGAACAGGUGACAGCAUCGACGAGGAAAACAGCAAACUCACAUAUUCCUAACUACCCGUCUCUUUCCUCUCAGUUGAUGUGCCAAGUUCACAAUGUCACUUUGCAUGCUGAUAGGGACACUGAUGAGAUCUAUGCGCAGUUGACUCUUCAGCCGGUGAAUUCUGAAAUGGAUGUCUAUCCUAUUCCAGAUUUUGGACAUUCAAUAAGCAAGCAACCAACUGAGUACUUCUGCAAGAACUUGACUGCAAGUGAUACAAGCACACAUGGUGGCUUUUCAGUGCCUCGCAGGGCUGCAGAGAAGUUAUUUCCACAACUUGAUUACUCAAUGCAACCUCCAAAUCAGGAGCUUGUUGUCAGAGAUUUACAUGACAAUUUGUGGACAUUUCGACACAUAUAUCGGGGACAACCAAAACGGCAUCUUUUGACUACUGGUUGGAGUUCAUUUGUGGGUGCAAAACGGCUCAAAGCUGGUGAUUCUGUCCUGUUUAUCAGAACUAUUUAUAGGGAUGACAAGUCGCAAUUACUGUUGGGUGUGAGACGAGCCAACCGGCAACAAAUAACAAUACCCUCUUCAGUGCUUUCUGCCGAUAGUAUGCAUAUGGGUGUCCUUGCUGCCGCAGAUCAUGCUGCAGCUAGUCGAAGCCCUUUCACUGUUUACUAUAAUCCAAGGGCAUGCCCGUCUGACUUUAUCAUUCCUCUGGCAAAAUACCAUAAAGCUGCAUACACUCAGGUUUCGGUAGGAAUGAGAUUUGGGAUGAUGUUUGAAACUGAAGAAUCCAGUAAACGCAGAUAUAUGGGCACAAUUGUGGGUAUCAAUGACUAUGAUCCUCUGAGAUGGCCAAAUUCACAAUGGCGUAAUCUGCAGGUGGAAUGGGAUGAACAUGGCUAUGGUGAAAGACCGGAAAGAGUUAGUGUGUGGGAAAUUGAGACUCCAGAGAGUCUUUUUGUUUUUCCGCCUGCAACUUCAAGUCUAAAGAGACAAUGUCUUCCAGGUUUUGUUGUGCCAGGAGUUCAAAUUGGAUUUGCGAAUUCUAGUCCUUUAUUACAGGCUCCUGAAAAUGGGAAUGCUGUACUAAAUCCUUUACUUUCUGACCAUGAUUCUCAACUGCUGCUACUCCAAGGUCAGAAGUCCUGCCUGAACACCCAUCUUGGAUCACAGCAAUCAAUUUAUGCAAGCAUCUUUCAGAACAUUCGGGGACAUAACGGCACUAAAAUUGUUCCUUACUGUCCUAUGCCUUCGAUUUCCACUAUGAGAAGUCAAGUGCCGCAUGAAGCAAAAACAGCAAUAUUACAGAAUGACCAUUUAUCUCUGAUGCAGCAACAUAUACCAUUGCAAAGUGUUUUGCUGCAGAAUGAGAAGCCCCUUCCUUUUGUAGACCAGCAACAUGUUGAUGUAGACUGUGUAUCUUGGACUAUGAAGGAACCGCAAGAAUCACUACCGGAAAAGUCAUUUCCUGACAGGCAUCUGCCAGCUAAAACAGAAGGCGCUGAGCGUAGCACCUGCCUGCCCGGAAACAGUUGUGAAACAACUUCUGUGGAGUCAGAAAUACCAUCUGCAAAACCACCAAAUGAAGUGAAUGAGCAUUCUUCAAAUCUGCAAAGAACAUCACCGCAGCAGUUGCAAGCAGAACAUCACAGCGAGAGUAAGGAAAACAUCAUAGCAGAUACAAUUGCAAAUGAUGAACUGAAAUUUGAAGGACAGAGUGAUCCACUUCCAAAUGAGCCUCCAUUAUCAAGAAAAGAUUCAUUGGAUUCUGUCAGUAUGGAUAAUCCAACUAUCUUGCCAUUACAUGAAGGGUACUUCCCUUCUCAUAACUUGGACCAUGAUGACUGGAUUUUCCGUCGGUCACCUGAUCACUCCAUUAUUGAUCCCCUGAAAGAGCCUGAGCAAGGAUUCCUGUUUUCAUCAGCUUCGGAUUCUACAAGUCUCUCAGGAGACAUAUCAACUUUAGUUAACCCUGAAAACUUUAGCUCUUUUGAUAUGUAUCAAUUCUCAGGCAGUUCUGAUUCUCAUAGUCCCCAGUGUCUCCCAUCCUUCAUGCAAGAAUUCUUUAGUCCUCAGGACCUAAACCCUCCAAAUGUGGAACAUGGUGCUCCAGCUCCUGGUAUUCUGUCAUAUGAGAUGCAUGAUUUGGAAGCAAUUCGUGAAGAAGGAACUAAGUUAUCAGGAAUAAGAGACUUUCCGAACGGGAGUUAUGUGCAGAGUGAGGCUUGCAACAACACAAACUUUAUGCCCGAUGCUCAUGUUUUAAAUACGAGUAUAGAAAGCUCCGGCAAAUUGAAGAGUUCUUGUUUGCAAGUUCCUUCUGGUAGUUUGAUCCGCAACUGGAGUUCAAAUCAAGAUAUGCAAUCUCAGGUCACCUCAGCAAGCCUUGCUGACUCUCAAUUCUACUCCUUCCAAGACAUACCUGACAGCUCCGGCGGUACAUCAUCCGGAAGUAUGGAUGUCAAUGAAUACAGCUGCUUAAGUAGAGGUACAAGGAAGCAAGUGUCACCCCUGCCUUUGCGGACAUAUACAAAGGUUCAAAAGCUAGGAUCCGUUGGGCGAUCGAUUGAUGUUACACGCUUUCAAAAUUACCAGGAACUGAAAUCUGCCAUUGCUUGCAUGUUUGGGCUUGAAGGUCAACUUGAUGAUCCAAUUAGUUCAGAGUGGAAACUAGUGUAUGUUGAUUAUGAAAAUGAUAUUCUUCUCGUCGGAGAUGAUCCAUGGGAGGAGUUCGUCAACUGUGUAAGGUGUAUCAAAAUUCUGUCACCUUCUGAAGUGCAGCAGAUGAGUCAGGACGGGAUGCAGUUAAGUAACACCUCGAACAUCAACCCAGAGAUUCUGUACUCUGAAAGGUAGACAUGCCGGAGAUUUCUACGCGCUGCGAAACAAAAAGAAACUACAAAUAAUAUUUAUCUUGCAAGUUUAGUGAACAACGAGGAAGUUCCGACUGGAUCGAUGAGAAAAAUAUUAAGGAGCUCUAAAAGUCGGUGAGAUCCAUGCAAGCCGCAUUUUAACCUUGCUGACUUAAUGAAAAAUCUGACAUUCUUUUCUAUUUAAGUGGUAGUUUUCGGAGGCUUGAAGUUCAUGAUGUAGUUCUGUUGUUUAUGGGAACGUUGGUUACUUGGGAUGUCAAACCAAGUGAUGUAUCACCACUAGUUUGUAUGUGAUUUCAGGGUGGUCUAUGAACUAAGAGAUAAAUAACUGUUGUAUAUUGUGCUCUAACUGCCUUAAUGAGAUAAGAUAUUGUACCA